Molecule: messenger RNA, 216 nt
Organism: Penicillium salamii
Lineage: Eukaryota; Fungi; Ascomycota; Eurotiomycetes; Eurotiales; Aspergillaceae
Source: the annotation of a GenBank genome assembly
AUGGAGAGAGGUAUCACCGAUGACCCCACAUAUGUGAUCAAGCAUAUGGGCCGGCUGGUUCACGACGAGAAGGGUUUUGGCCGUUUUGCGGGCUCAACUACCGGUGUCCACUUUGUUUUGACCGUCGAGCAAGAAUGCCAAAAGGUGCUGAAUCUUUCGGGUGGAUUCCCAGAGAGUUGCUACCGAGCCUUUUUAGUAGAAUCGCCCGGGUUUUGA